Phanerochaete carnosa HHB-10118-sp is the source of this 759-nucleotide messenger RNA. RefSeq lists its product as uncharacterized. NCBI's taxonomy places the organism in Eukaryota, Fungi, Basidiomycota, Agaricomycetes, Polyporales, Phanerochaetaceae. Bases 1 to 759 code for a protein of 252 amino acids. The record is from RefSeq and is a predicted model, not a curated record. The transcript is spliced from 4 exons.
AUGGACCCCGCUGCACCUCUCAACGUUGCCCUAGGCAUCGCCCUAACAUGCAAGUUCGUCUCGAACGUCGUCCCUGGCUCCGCUGCAUUAAUUAGUAGUGUAUAUGGCGCGUAUAAGGGGUACAACAUCUACACACUUGCCACUGCGACAGCCGUGAACAGCGGUAUUGCGGGAGCGACAUUCUUCAGCUUCCGCGAAUACAUCGUUAGCCCACUCCUACUCUCUGCGCUCUCUUCAGGCCAAUUUCUCCGGCGGAGACAAGAGCUAGAGGAUAAGAAAGGCAAGCAGCCUGAACGCAAUGAAAAGCUGAGCUGGUCACACAUGCGACUGCACAAGCUGCCGGACACCGCGCUCAGUGGCGCUCUCACGGGCGGCGUGCUCAACGCAUGGAAGCGCGGCCCCGCUGGCAUAGUUCCUGGUGUAGUCACUGCUUCCUUGCUCUGCUCGCUCCUACAACUUGGAUACAACGAACUCGGCGUAAUGCGCAUAAAAUACGUCUCACGUAAGCUUGAAGAAGCCCACAAGCCUCCAGCAUCGGCAACAGAGAUCGUCACCCUCCCUCCAGAACCUUCAAAACCAACACUACAGCGGGUAUUUGAGUGGAUGGGCAUGCCGAAGAUUUCAGACGAGGAAUACUUGAAGAAGCUGUAUGCCAAGAGGGCUGACGUGCUGAGAAGGAUUGCAGAAAUUGAAGCGGAGCAGGGGAAAAGUAGUAGUGUUAACGGUGCAGACGAAAGAAAAUCAAGUCCUUCGUCAUAG